Argiope bruennichi is the source of this 2525-nucleotide messenger RNA. RefSeq names its product LIM domain transcription factor LMO4-like. The record is from RefSeq and is a predicted model, not a curated record. The transcript is spliced from 6 exons. Bases 1172 to 1783 code for a protein of 203 amino acids. Lineage: Eukaryota; Metazoa; Arthropoda; Arachnida; Araneae; Araneidae.
AGGGAGGGUCGCCACUGAACAUUUGUGUGUGUCUCGUCGAUCAGUUCAUUACAGAACUAUUCAUCGUAACGAGACGCGUUCACCGUGUUAUGCUCGUCGCAUCCCAAAACUGUGUGUUCGCUAGCUCUCAUCAACAGAGCAUUUCGGCACACCUGCACUUAUAAGCGUUCGAUCUUGAACAGACAUCUUGUACUACUUUCUGAAUUUGACUGUGUUUUCCCCCCAAGCUUCAACAAAAGCCGUGUAGAAUUUACCUCGCAGUCUAGGCCUAGCAUCGGCUCCUAUUCUUUUCCGCAGAAUUUUAAGGGAGAAGAAAUAUUGCAUUCUCUCUCUUUUUGGCGCACCAAAAAGUUGACUAACUUUCAUUGGAUUGCUUGUCUUGGUCUUCUCCAGUAGACUGACUGUUUAUGCUGAAAAUCCAGAUAUUACUACAGACGACAUCGGUGCAGUGCAAAAUAAAAACCAAUUUUAUUGGAAAGAUUCGGUUCUGAAAAAUUUCGAUAAUAUUCUAAUUUCUGACGCCACCUAUCGACGCCUUCGAAUACCAAACGUUCUAAAACUAGUCGGCGUCUUUUGAACGUUAAUGAGAACACUGGGCUGCCAUUUCCUCCCCUCUUUCCACUCUUUUUAUGCCCAAAAGAAAGGAGGUAUGAGGCAGAAAAAAACCAUGUAUCACCUUGAGAAUACAACGCUUCUCUCUUGCUGAUUAGUGCAAAGCUUCGGUUCACGAUUUGAAUAUUGUAUUGGAAUCUUUCCAUAUCAUUGAGGAGGUAACAUUACUGUCACGGAUGUCAUCAUGAAGCAGAAAAGGUGAAGAAUCAUCCAGUUUUGAUGCAUACAGUAAUCCGCCUUUCCAUGUGGCUGUCCUGCUAACAACUCUAUUGAUACAACAGGACAGACUGUCCCGAUCAUUGACGACAAUUUUUCUUUUUAUUUUGCUUUCUGAUCGGAAAUCUUGAAGAUUUUCUUCACUAACUUUACCAAGCAUUGGUCUUCCCAUGCCCUAUCAAAUAGGGUAACCUCAGCCUAAUUUCAUUUUAGUUUUUCUUUCUGUCCGUUGCCCACCCAAGGAUUCAUCCUGGUACCCAUACGUAAGAAGCGGAACUCCAAUCUUUCCACAACGGAGUCCCCCUACGGAAAUUACCCGACGGACUGUUGUCCAUCAAACCACAUGAGCAUGAUGAACCCACCUGGCCAUCAUGGUGACCAGCACCACAUGAUGGGCAUGAUGGCCACACACCAUGGCGGAAUGGCCACCAUGCAACAAAUUCAGCCGCCCCAACAACAACAGCAGCAGCAGCAACAGCACUUCUCGCCCCCUGGUGGGCCGGGGGGUAGCAGGUGCUGCGCGGGCUGCGGAGCCAAGAUUAUGGACAGAUUCCUGCUGCACGCACUUGACCGAUAUUGGCACAAUGGGUGUCUGAAGUGCUCGUGCUGUCAGGCGACGCUAGCGGACAUUGGCAGUUCGUGCUUCACAAAAGGAGGAAUGAUUCUCUGCAAAAACGACUAUGUCAGGUUAUUCGGUAACAGUGGAGCGUGUAGUGCCUGCGGCCAGAUGAUCCCUGCCAGCGAGUUCGUGAUGCGAGCUCAGGGCAACGUCUACCAUCUCAAGUGUUUCACCUGCGUCAAAUGCCACAAUCAGCUGGUGCCGGGCGACCGCUACAACCUGAUGAACGGCAGCGUGCUCUGCGAACAAGACUGUAUCAAAAUGCUCAAGGGGACCGUCAGUCCGGCAGGAGUCAGGAAGACCAAAAUGAGGGUCAACUCAGCCAUCAAAGUCUAACCAGUCCCCGUGCUCAACCCCCGAUCCCCCCGAUGCCAAAAUAACCUUGUACUUAUACUAAAAAAGCCGUUUUAUGGACUUCAGCUGACGAUGUCGCACCCUCCCCUCGAGCUACAAGUGUGUCGUCGGACGUGGGGGACAAACCACAAGAGAGACCUCAUAGUUGAAUUUAGUUUUAUCACUUGUUGCACAUUUUUUCCCUGUUUGUUUCACUCCUAUCCCCAGUUCAAGCAUUGGUAAAAAAAACAAGGACACAAAUAAACAGUCAACAAGUGAGAACCGCAACCGAAGAGCCUGAACAUGCUUCAGAUAAAAUCCGAAUUCAUAACUUGACUCCAUUGUGCUCGUGGACGGAGCCAGCCAUGGACAAGACUUGGAAAAGUCAAUGUCUUUCUUUUUGUUUUAUUAGCUGUGAAAUCAACUACAGACUGUUCCCAGUUGAUGACCAAGACGGUCGGUCACUCCUGCACAAUCUGUAUAAAAACAAAAUACUAGUAUAAUAGAUGAUGAAAAAUAAAAAGCAGCAAUAAAAGAAAAUGGAUCACCCAAACCUUCAUCAGAAGCGGCAAAGGAGACACUUCGCGGCGCUCUUUGUGCGGAUUGUGGAACUGUUCAAACUCUUGCUGACGCAUGAAUGAAAACAAUGCAUUUUUUUCUUAUUUUCGUUUGUUAAUACGCCGAUUCAGGUUACUGUAUAUAUGCAAAUCACAUUCGACAUGUACUGUAAAGAAUUUUCUCAUUA